CAACAUAUUAUACGAUUCAAAUCAUCAACGAAGACCAGCUAAACCGCUCAUUCAACACUCUAAAUUAGGGCAAGUGGAAAAUAUUAAAAAAGAGUCUAAAAAAAUCUAUUAUAAUGCAAAGCACAGCAACGAUAACGGACUUAGUAAAGCGUUUGUCGGUUGUGCGAUAACUACAUUAGUUUCUCUUAAACCCAUCUUAACAAAAAAAAUGGAAAUUUCUGAUGAAGAAUAUGAUAAGUUGACCAAAAUGUCAGAAAAAGAAUUAUUUGAGCUUGAUUCUUAUCUUAUUAUGGUUCGCGUUUGUGCAAACAAAGUUAUUGCUAA
This is a messenger RNA of Dentiscutata heterogama, 324 nucleotides long. The record is from the annotation of a GenBank genome assembly. NCBI's taxonomy places the organism in Eukaryota, Fungi, Glomeromycota, Glomeromycetes, Diversisporales, Gigasporaceae.